UUUCAUCAUCACCGCUAUUUCAAUCAACAACAACACCAAAAAACAGAAUCACACAAGAAACAGAGCCAUGAGAUCAACUAAUAACCUUAUAGGUCUCGUAAACUUCUUCACUUUCCUCCUAUCUAUUCCAAUCCUCGGCGGUGGAAUAUGGCUGAGCAGCCGAGCUAACUCAACCGACUGCCUCAGAUUCCUCCAGUGGCCACUCAUCGGCAUCGGAAUCUCAAUCAUGGUCGUUUCUUUAGCCGGAAUAGCCGGAGCUUGUUAUCAGAACAAGUUCCUCAUGUGGCUUUACCUUUUCGCCAUGUUCUUAGUAAUCGCUGCUCUCAUCGGUUUCAUCACCUUCGCUUACGCUGUCACUGAUAAAGGCUCAGGCCGGUUCGUGAUGAACCCGGUAUAUCUCCGUGAUUAUUCCGGUUGGUUAAAGGAUCGUGUCACUGAUAAUGGUUACUGGAGUGGAAUCAGAUCGUGUGUUAGAGAUUCUGGAGUUUGUAAGAAGAUUGCUAGAGAUUUAAAUGGUGUUCCUGAAACUCCUCAGAUGUUUUACUUCAGAAAGCUUACUCCUAUUGAGUCGGGAUGUUGCAAGCCGCCAACAGAUUGUGGCUAUACGUAUGUGAACGAGACGGUUUGGAUUCCGGGAGGUGAAAUGGUGGGACUGAACCCGGACUGUAUGUUGUGGAACAAUGACCAGAGAGUACUCUGUUACCAAUGUAGCUCUUGUAAAGCUGGUGUUCUUGGUAGCUUGAAAAAGAGUUGGAGAAAAGUAUCGGUGAUCAACAUAGUGGUUUUGAUCAUACUUGUUAUCUUCUAUGUCAUCGCCUACGCUGCUUACCGGAAUGUUAAGAGGAUUGAUAAUGACGAAGCGGUUGGUGAGGCAAGGAUGACCAAAUCCCAUCCUAGUCAUUUUCAAAUUUGAUGAGAUUUUAGUUUAGUUGUUUUCGGAGUUACUCUGUUAUGGUUUAUGUUGUUCUAUUACUUAUACGUGUUGUUUUCUUUGGAUAUGUAACAUAUACAUGAUGAUGGUCGCUCUUGUAUAUUUUUGUGUUGCGAUUAGUAUACAAUAUUAUUACUGCUUAAA
Messenger RNA from Camelina sativa (false flax), 1075 nucleotides. RefSeq names its product tetraspanin-4-like. Gene Ontology annotation, biological process: auxin-activated signaling pathway. NCBI's taxonomy places the organism in Eukaryota, Viridiplantae, Streptophyta, Magnoliopsida, Brassicales, Brassicaceae. Gene Ontology annotation, cellular component: membrane. The record is from RefSeq and is a predicted model, not a curated record.